AUGUUGAGUCAGGUUGCCCCGUUCCUCCAUCUAUUUGUCCAAGCCGUUGCCUCCUUUGAGAAGCUUCGUGAGGAUAUCGAUCGCCAGCCUCUGAUCGACGGCACGGACACUUCGGGUCUUCGCCUCUCAGAGGCAGAGGGUGGCUUUGAGUUCCAGGAUGUUUCUUUCACCUAUCCCUCCCGACCGGAGAUCCUCGUCCUGGAUAAAAUCACCAUUUCUUUGCCUGCCAAAAAGCACACGGCACUUGUUGGUCUUUCGGGAAGCGGCAAGUCAACCAUCGCGGGCCUCGUCACCAGAUUGUAUGAUCCCACGGAGGGACAAAUCCUGUUUGAUGGUAACGACUUGCGUGAUGUCAAUCUUCGCGACUUACGAGGGUUUUGCAGUCUAGUGCAGCAGGAACCCUCUCUUUUGGAUCGUUCGCUGCUAGAAAACAUUGCACAUGGCCUGAUCAAUUCCAGCAACCCAAGUCAUGGGCAUUUGAAGGAGACACUCCUCAGCUCUGUGCUUGCCGACCUAGCGAGCGAGGUGAGAGAAGGCCAGGAGAUCAUGGCAGCAGCAAAAGCACGAAGCCCGGAACUCGUUGAAAUCGUGAACUUGGUCCAGAAAGCUGCGGCACUUGCAGAUGCAGAUGGAUUCAUAUCGAAGUUGCAACACGGAUAUGGAACGUCCGUGGGUUCGAGUGGGCGCCUCAUCAGCGGCGGUCAGAAGCAACGCGUGUCGCUUGCUCGGGCUUUGGUCAAAGACCCUGCUGUCCUCAUCCUGGAUGAAGCAACCGCCUCUCUCGACUCAAGAAGUGAGCAACGUAUUCAAAAAGCAAUUUCCAACAUUUCAACCGGCCGAACUGUCAUCACGAUUGCGCAUCGUCUUUCGACAAUUACCAGCGCGGAUAAUAUCAUUGUUAUGCACAAGGGAAACCUUGUGGAACAAGGAGACCAUGCAACAUUGAUGGCUAAGAAUGGAACCUACGCUGAUCUUGUCAAUUUGCAAUCUCUCGGAUCUGCAUCUGCAAAGAAUACUACAUCAACUGGAGACACGGCCCGCAAGUCGGAUCAAGUCUCUUUGACAGACACAGAGAAUGAGAAAGGCAGCUUGUCUCGAGAUCACCUUGGGAAGCAGGAGAAUACUCAAGUUUCCACAACUGAAGCCCCGGUUGCCGAUUCCAUUGAAGAGGAGGAGGAACCUGAGACUCCACGCAAAUCUCUGUGGGCCCUCGUGAAAGGAUAUGGGCCAGCUGUGAGACCCCAUCUCUUGAUGGUGUUCGUCGCUCUGCUCGGCGCUAGCAUCGUGGGAGGGGCAUUUUCAGGAGAAGCGGUGAUCUUUGGAAAUACCGUUGGAAGCCUGACACCCUGCAAGAGCCCAGACAGCAUUCGAUCUCGUGGUGACUUCUUCGGGUUGAUGUUCUUUGUGCUUGCUAUCAUCGAGUUCUUCGCGAAUCUGGCUAGUUGGGCUGGAUUUGGCUGGGUCUCUGAGAAGUUUGUAUAUACAGUCAGAGUUUUGUCAUUCCGGUCGCUAUUCGAGCAAGACCUUCAAUGGCACCAGUCCAAAGGUCGGACACCUGCCAUGCUUCUAUCAUAUAUCACCCGAGACGGCAACGCUCUGGCUGGCCUAAGCGGCUCUGUUAUUGGCUCGUUGUUUUCCAUUAGUGUCAAUCUUGUCGCCGCAAUCAUUUUGACUCACAUUAUUGCCUGGAAGAUUGCUUUGGUUUGUCUGUCUUUGGUGCCACUUCUUCUCGGAGCUGGUUUGAUGGAGCUCCAUGUGCUUGGAAAAUUCGAGGAACGCCACGAAACCGCUUAUACCAAGUCGGUCGACAUCGGCACAGAGGCCAUUACAUCUAUCAAAACAAUUGCGUCUCUAUCUCUUGAAGAGGAAACCCUGAGGACUUAUCGGCGGUCCUUGAAGGGUCCUCGCCAAGAAACCUUCAAGGUCACCCUCCAAGCAAGUCUCUGCCAAGCCAUUACCUACUUCCUUGGUAACUGUGUUAAUGCUCUCGCAUACUGGUGGGGCGCCAAGCAGAUUAUUGCAGGCACUUACACCCAAACACAGUUCUUGAUUGUGGUCUUCUCGCUUCUUGUGAGCGCACUUCUCUGGAGUCAAAUGUUUGCCCUCGCACCAGAGCUUUCAAAUGCCCGAGCAGCAAUGGCAAGAAUUCUGAGCCUGAUUGAAAUCGGCUCAGACAAAAUGCAAGGGCGCAUCCAUUGCCCUUCCCUGACCGACCCCAUCGAGAAAGACCUCGAGGCGAAGGUGGAACCGAAGCCUACUCUUCCUGCUGGCGCUUCCAGUGUGCAAUUCCGCGACGUUCAUUUUGCAUACCCGGCUCGGCCAGACAUCAAGGUUUUGAGUGGAUUAAGCCUUGAUAUCCGACCUGGAACGUUCUGUGCCCUUGUCGGCCCCAGUGGUGCUGGUAAAUCUACGAUCAUUUCUCUUGUCGAAAGAUUGUACAAGCCUGAAUCAGGCGGUAUUGUGAUUGAUGGGGUCGAUGUGACCAAGCACCACGAUGUGACCUUCCGAGACACAAUUGCAUUGGUUCCGCAAGAGAGCGUACUGUUCGAGGGAAGCAUCAAAUUCAACAUCGGCCUUGGCGCUAGACCUGACCACGAAGCGACCAUGGAAGAAAUUGAAGAAGCAUGCAAGCUGGCCAAUAUCCACGAGGUUAUCAUAGGACUGCCUGAAAGCUACAAUACUCUUUGUGGCCCCAACGGCAACCAGUUCUCGGGAGGUCAGAAGCAGCGGCUGUCGAUUGCCCGGGCGCUGGUUCGGAAACCUAAGUUGCUCAUUCUUGACGAAUCAACGAGUGCUCUGGAUGCCGAAUCGGAGAAGCUCUUGCAAGAUGGCCUUGAAAAAGCUGCAAGGGGAGUUACGGUCAUUGCGAUUGCUCAUCGUCUACACACUAUCAGAAAGGCAGACACGAUCUUCUUGAUUGAAGCUGGGCAGUGCAUUGACCAUGGGUCGCAUGAGGAACUGCUCGAACGAUCGGAGAGCUACCGGGCGAACGUCAUGCAUCAAACAGUGGCGACAUGA
Messenger RNA from Penicillium canariense, 3018 nucleotides. Its product is annotated as ABC transporter ATP-binding protein. The transcript has a single exon. Gene Ontology annotation, biological process: transmembrane transport. The record is from RefSeq and is a predicted model, not a curated record. Bases 1 to 3018 code for a protein of 1005 amino acids. Gene Ontology annotation, cellular component: membrane. NCBI's taxonomy places the organism in Eukaryota, Fungi, Ascomycota, Eurotiomycetes, Eurotiales, Aspergillaceae. Gene Ontology annotation, molecular function: ABC-type transporter activity; ATP hydrolysis activity; ATP binding.